Messenger RNA from Zonotrichia leucophrys gambelii, 4402 nucleotides. Its product is annotated as T-box-containing protein TBX6L. The transcript is spliced from 9 exons. Gene Ontology annotation, cellular component: nucleus. Gene Ontology annotation, molecular function: DNA-binding transcription factor activity, RNA polymerase II-specific; RNA polymerase II cis-regulatory region sequence-specific DNA binding. Gene Ontology annotation, biological process: cell fate specification; regulation of transcription by RNA polymerase II; positive regulation of DNA-templated transcription. NCBI's taxonomy places the organism in Eukaryota, Metazoa, Chordata, Aves, Passeriformes, Passerellidae. Bases 305 to 1663 code for a protein of 452 amino acids. The record is from RefSeq and is a predicted model, not a curated record.
CCAUUGCUGCAGAUCCUUCCUCUCUUUGUCCCUUCGGACAUCAAAGGCUCGCAAGGGGACAACCCUGGCGGGAAGCUCCUCCCUGCUCAUUAGGCUCCAUAAAACAGGAACUCACCUUGGCUGGCUGUGCUUGGAGUCCCAUCCUCACCCGCUCACUCUUGACACUGGAUCUCGGAAGGAAGGGCUUGUGCUUGCCUCAGGAAAUCGGACCUGCUUUGGAACUGGACUAUUUUGGCUCCCCUUGGAAGAACUCUGGUGGCUCUCUUGGCCCUGCAAGCUCCUCGACGUCACAGUACAUGGAAAAAUGCAAGCUUUACCAGACGUGAAAGCGCCGUGUGAGGCCCUUCCUUCCCCCAGCCUGGAGCCCUUCCCACAGAGCUCCAUCGUGGUCACCCUCGAGGACAUGGGGCUCUGGAUGAAGUUUCACCAGAUAGGAACUGAGAUGAUCAUCACCAAAUCUGGCAGACGAAUGUUUCCUCAAUGCAAAAUCAAAGUCUCUGGCUUAAUCCCGUAUGCCAAGUACCUCAUGCUGGUAGAUUUUGUGCCAAUGGAUAACUUCAGGUACAAAUGGAAUAAAGAUCAGUGGGAAGUUGCUGGAAAAGCAGAGCCCCAGCUGCCUUGUCGCACCUAUGUCCACCCAGAUUCCCCAGCUCCUGGCAGCCACUGGAUGAAGGAACCUGUCUCCUUCCAAAAACUGAAGCUCACCAACAACACUCUGGAUCAACAUGGGCAUAUCAUCCUGCACUCCAUGCACCGUUACAAGCCGCGCUUCCACAUCGUGCAGGCCGACGACCUCUUCAGUGUCCGCUGGAGCAUCUUCCAGGUGUUCAGCUUCCCUGAGACUGUCUUCACCUCUGUCACUGCCUACCAGAACGAGCAGAUUACAAAGCUCAAGAUUGACAACAAUCCAUUUGCUAAAGGUUUCCGUGAACAUGGGAAGAACACUCGGAGGGAAGGACGAGCCAAAUGCCAGAAGCCCAGUCCAGCCAAGAGCCAGAAGAGGAAGCUGCCUGAGGAAAAGGAGCCUGCUGCUGAGGAACGUGAUUUUGAGAAGGAUGAGAAUGUGGAUGUGAAGGAAGAGAGUAACCCGGUGGUGGUGAGCAGUGGCUAUCCCUUCUGGGGCUCGGAGCAGAACAGCAGCCAGGCCUUCCCUGCAGCCUCACCAGUGCCUGCUGAGCAGAGGGAGCCUCUGGCCAGGGAGCAGCAGGUGCCAACACCAUCCUACCACACAUACCGGUUCCACGAAGCUGGGGACAGCCAGCAGCUUCCCAGCCGUGACACCGCCACCCUGAACGAUUUCCGCGCACGGUGCCACGCCUUGGAUCUGGCCAUGGUGCCCGAGCACGACUCCAAACAGCUCCCAGAGGGCUUCACCAACCUGCCCCCACUGCCCCCACCUCUGCCUCCUCCCCAGGACUACACAGGAGUGGUGAACAUGGCUCUGGACUCUGUGGGGAAAGCCGGGCCCCGCGCGCCCAUGUACGGUCCCUAUGGCACCGAGCAGGGCCUGGGGCAGUGGGUGGUGCCUUCCCACGGCCAGUACAGGGCAAUGAGCUACUCGGCCUUCUCCACGGAGUACAACACACAGGGAACUCCAGGACAUGCCCACGGCACCAUGGCAGAGUGGAGCCAGUACCCUCUGUUCCCCUACGCCUGCUGGUGAAUGGGGAGGACCCUUCCCAGUGAAAAGACUGAAAGAAAAUUGUAAAUGAGAUUGAAUUUACUGUUGGACUUGUGAAGCUUUGCCUACACUAGGCCGAGGUAUUGCUGCAAGCAGUAGAGUGGGACACCUUCACUUCCUUGUGUCCUUGCACAACAACCCUCACCAUAUUUCACAAGCAGUGGUUGAACUGGUGGCUGCCCCAGCCAUGUCACUGUGGAUCAGGCUCAAUGUGUUGUGCAGUGGUUUUUUCCCAGCAGGAGCAGGAAACCACAGGUCUGCAAGAACAGAAUUUAAAUAGCUGCUGAACUCAUAGUCAGUGUUGGCACCUUGUAUUUGGCAGCUUCCAACAUCCCUUCCUCCUGGGACCUGGUGCAAGGAGAUAGGGGCAGAGGACUUCCAGUAAGCCAUCCACGUGGCCAGAAAGCUGUAGAAAAUAUUGCAAAGGCAAGCAAAGCAAGCAAUCCUGGUGAACUCUGAGCAGCUUCCUCAGUCAGUGUAGUCAAAGUAAAGCUAGAGUCUUGCCUUUCUUCCAGCAGCAGGUGAGAGUAAAAUGCACAGCAAGGUGUGUCUGGAGCCCAGCAGGCAGAGUUUGCAGAGUCUGCAGGCAGGGGAGAGUUUGUUCCAUGUAGGAGACGUAGCAGCAAGGCUGUGUGUGGCGUCUUCCUGUGCCCAUGCCCAUCCCUCCUCUGCCAGCCCUAGAUCUGAGGUCAGUGAAAUGUUCUUCAUUCUGUGGAUGUGGAGGGACGUGGUUCAUGGAAUGUGGGGGGCUCCUCUGGGGCUUUCCAAGGUUGUCAGAAGCAGGGCCAUGAACAGCAGUGCUCUCUGUCACUCCAGACUCUUCCUUUGGAGGGAAAGGAGAUUUUCUACUGUGAACUUACUCCUUCUCCUGCUCCCUGCCACCCUUGGAGAAUAUAAUUUAUAGCUGUGCUUCCUGCCCUGCUCUGUGAGUGUGUGAAGUUAUCUCACCUGUCUGGGAGUCUGCAGGGAUCUGUCCAUGUUUAGUUAUCAGAGUGGUUCCACCUCCCUCCUCUGUGGUCCCAUCCUGGGCAGGAGCAGCCUGUGCACUGCCAGGCAAGCAGGCAUUCUUUUCAUCUUCCUUUUAGAAGGGGGAGGCCUCCUUGUUUGCCCACGUGCAGAUGGCACUGGGGACUUGGUGACACAGACUCAUUGCUUCUCAGGGAGGAUAGACAUGCUCCUAGGUGUUAUUUAGGGAAUGUUUUCAUGUCACACUAAUAGCUGCUGUGUGGCACUGAGGUGUGUCAUUUAGCCUGUGUGCCAGAUGGUUUUCUGUGUGAGAGUGAGUGUGUGUAGCAAGAUGUUGUCUCUGAGCAGACCUGUGCAGUUUGUGCCUCAGGACCCCUGUGCAGGGACGCUGGGAAAGGCUGUGCACCCGGUUUUUGGGGCACCAGCUCCUCAGUUUGCAUCUGCAUAGCAUAGGGAUGUUGAGCCAUGUUGUUAUUGUUAAAAUUGCUGUGAAAAGCAGCCCUGUAAAUUUGUGGGCUCAGCUACAAUGACUGUUUUCUUAUUUAAAUUGUAUAUUGCAAACUGCUUUUGUACCACAAUUAUGAUAUGUACAGAGCAGCUGAGUACUUCCCCUGGGCUUCCCAGGGUUUGAGGAUGUGCAGCAUUGAAAUAAAGGUCAGACUUUGCCACAGUACAUGUACAUAAUGCCCUGUGAGCCUCCCCUCUGAUGGCACCCUGGCCAGUAGUGAUUUGUACCUGCUGUGCAUGACACACAUGUGGAUGUGAGCAACUCACUUAAAAAGAAAUCUGGCUGGGGAAACAAAAUGUGGAGCAGGCCUUUGUUAAUGCCCAAAUAUCAUGAUUUCCUGCUGUCCAAAUGCCAGCUGUGUGAAGGCAGGUCAGCUGUAAAAGGCUGUCUCUGGCCAUUAGUAGUUAAUUUUGCUACCACUGUCCUUCACAUCUUGGAAAUGAGAGGAGCAGAAUGGCUGGGGAGGUGGGUGAGUGCCUUGGGCACCAUGUGCAGGGACCCGAGGGGGUAUUUUGUGCAUGGGAUCGCUGCCAGCAGCAUGCCCACAAGAGAGACAGAGGGAGAAUGCAUCCCCCACAGGCUACCUGGCUGGAUCUGUUGCUUUAUCUUUGUAGCUGGGAUGUGUUUCCCUGUCACGGAGCGCUAAUGAGGAUGAAAAGCUGCAGCGAGCAUGAGUAACUGAGGCCAGCUGGGCAGCACUGGGGAAUUCCUGUGAAAAUCCGAGUGCAAUGCCGUUUCUUUCAAACCUUUGCAAUAGCAGCGCAGGUGCUGCUGCCCCCUGGGCAUGUCGGUAGAGCUGGUUUGGCAGACGGGGUAAAAGACUCGGCUUUGUGCCUAGGACGAGCCAUCAAUUACUCAUCGGCCUUCUGUUGCUACAGGACUGCUCGCCCUUCUCCGGUGAAUCAUCCGGCGUGCAGAAGUACCUAUCCUUUCUCUCUGAUUAGAGACUGUGCUCGGCUCGUUCGGGAAGCCUUGGGAGAUUUUGCCUGUAGGUGUGCUCUGGACUCUGCUCCCGCCCCCUCGCUCUGCAGCUCCCACUGCCUUGUUUUCCUAAGCUGUGGCAUUUCAAGCCUGUAUGAGCUCGAUUGAAAUGCUGGUUUUGCACGCAUGUGAGAUAAUGUAAUGCCUCUGACAGCUUCAAUAAAAGGAAAUGAGACAUGUGGAAGUCAGGCCAUUAAGACUAAUAAAAUAAACUCAAAAGUGUAGGUUUUGUGCAUCUUUCUCAAGCGCAACGUGCUGUGCUUUAG